AAAGUAACUAAUGUAAUACAUUAUUUAACCAAAUUGAUAAUAACAACAAACGUUGUCAAAUAAAUUUGAAAAAUAUUAUUUUGUACUUCAUACAACGCAUACAACAUAAGCAAAUGAAUUUACUUUUAUCUACAUGAGAACUAAUACAGUUUUCUUAUUUCUGAAUGAAACUGUCAUUAGACACUUUAUUGAUUCAUGUCUUUUUCAACCUUAAAGUAGUUCUUUAUUACUAAUAUUGAGACCGAUAAUAUUUUUAUUUCUGAUAUUGAACCAUAUGUUCUUUUAUGUGUAAAGAGGUGUGUCAAUUUAUAAGGCGUUUUGGCCUUUCUUUGUAUGGUAGUAUCGUUUUCAAUUUGAAAAAAUUAAAGGUAUGUCUGUACUGCUUGUUAUCUUUCAUAAAAGUUUAAGAUUUAUCAGUGUCUUUAGCUCCCUUUUUUGAUGUGUACAUGCAAGGACGGUGAAGGGAAAACACGAAUAUUAGUCAUACCUUCAGAAGACGUGAUUGACGAUGGUAUUUUUGAAGUGUGUAACAGACACAUAGAAUAUUAAAUUUGUACUUACUAAAAAAAUUGAACAAUGAAAUAAUUUAAUUAAUGCCUUUAAUCUUUCCGAUAUACAGUUUUCUUUUAAGUUAACCCGGAGGGUUGGCUUUGAACUACCCCGCAAAAUAUUGGCAACCGAACAUAGAAUUAGGAGAAAUGUAUAAAUGGGAAAAAAUGACAUUUCCAGAGUGUGACUGUCUGCCCUUCUAGGCGUUACCCUUGAAGGAUCUUUCACAAUAAAUGUUAGCGGUGAAGACAAAUCAAUUUGCCUUUAAAACAAUGCGUAUAUCUGUAUUUUUACCCCUUCUUCUUAUUUAUAUUAUUCUCGAAGAGGGGAAAUCUUCAAAAGACACCUCCUGAGGGAGAUAGUGUCGGAUUUUUACCGACUAAAACCGUUCCUCGAGUGGGGAAAUAAACCCAAAGAUUACUCAUCCUCGGGAAAGAAAUGGAUAGGUUGGGAUUGGGAAGAGGAUUGAGUUGGGAAAAGGGUUGGAAAUGUAAAUUUGUUGACUGCCCAAGAAGCCUUCGUUAAUCCUAAAGUUAUGGGCUAAUACUGAAACAGUACAUAUUAAGCAAAAUCUUUCGUUUACUGUCUUUUGAGUGACAUAAAUAUGAUAAUAUAACCUUUAUCAUUUUGGUAUCUGUCAUGUAAUUUCGAUUGCGAGUUUUUUAGUUUUUUUUGUACCAUUUUAGUGUUUGUACUUAAGAAAAUUCAAAAUUAUUUAAAUUUUACUAAAUUAUUUUAAGCAUCUCUUACAAUGAAUCACUAUACAAGCGUGUACAUGCGAGAUUAUUUAUGGCCUAAUAGGCUACCAGCUUGUGAACCCAAGCCAUUAUCAUUAAGCGAAAGAUUCGGUUUGACAAAACCUGAACCAAGAGCACCUUGCGGCCCUUCGCUAUGUACCGCUGGCGAUCCAUGGGAUGCAGCGAAAUUUACUGUCGUAGCAGAACCCAUUAAUUUGUGCAACAUAGAACCCAACAUGUUUUUGAAAAAAUUGAAGGAAAAGUAUCCCUACAUUUACGAAACUUUGAAAGACGCCCCCAUGAACGACUUAGCUUCAAGGGUUAAACGAGAAAUAAUGAGAACAACGUAUCAAGUUGACAUUUGUCAUUUAAGUGACUAUGCGAACGCUCCUUAUGCUGACUUGUUGAGGGCUGAAAAGUACAAAGGCGAGGGACCAUGUUCACCACCUAUUCUUUUGCCCGGAGAUGCUAAGAGACCGAAUCAAAAGCAAAGAAUUAUCAGACCAUCGCCUAAUGAUGCUGGUCUAGGAGAUCAAAAGUCCAAAAAGAGCGUACCUCUAACUCCAGGCUUUAGCGAAUACCAGGAUGGUAUAUCAAAACUUGGAGCACAAAUAAUUAGGGAUCAAAUUCACGGAAUCCCGAGUUUAAGAGAAGAAAUUACGUGGAACAUGAGAAAGUGUUGAUGUAACUGCUUUCAUUCACAAUUGUAUUGAAGUAUAAGGACAUCCUUCUUAACAGUAUUUAUUAAUGUUUCUCAGCAUCUUAAAACAUGAUUAACGAAUAUUAUUAAAAAAAAAAAUGGAUCUCUCUUAUCUUAAGUGGUGUAUGAAGUUUCAUCUUGCAAGAAGUUUAUUAUCAUUAGGAGUCUUAAUUUCAGUAUAUUAUUUAUGAGAUAUGAAGCAAGGAAACUGUAAAAUAUCCUGCAUGUCUACAGGAUAAUUGUUUUUUAAUCAUGUUGGUUCUUGACUCGUGUACAUAGAUCAAUGUGUAACAUUCAUUAUGAAUGUUUAAAUGAUUCGACUAAAUGAUUCGACUAGAUAAUGCUCCUUUUUUGUAAUAAAUAAGAAUGUGAUAUUGUUUUUAAUUUGCUGAGAAAUAGUUACGGUAGGUAGGUAUAACCUGUGGAGCAAAAUGUAUGAAUAAUAUACGUAUCUAUUUCUAAAAGUGUUCUGUUCGUUCUUGAGUUAAACUUUUUAUUAUAAAUGAUAGA
Molecule: messenger RNA, 2496 nt
Organism: Agrilus planipennis (emerald ash borer)
Lineage: Eukaryota; Metazoa; Arthropoda; Insecta; Coleoptera; Buprestidae
Exons: 1
Coding region: 1301-1969 (222 amino acids)
Source: RefSeq, a predicted model, not a curated record